This is a messenger RNA of Amoebophrya sp. A25, 893 nucleotides long. Lineage: Eukaryota; Dinophyceae; Syndiniales; Amoebophryaceae. The record is from the annotation of a GenBank genome assembly.
GCUUGAUGCCGUUUCUGUCGAAAAACAUCUUUUUUCUUAGCAAGUUCGAGCUGCAGAUCACCUGCUUCUGUAUGCUCUUCAUCAGCGGGGUGUCCGGUUUUGUGAGCAUUUUCAAGUCGGGCUUUGAGACGAAAAACUGUACGUUCUGGAGUCUGUUCGCUUUCAAAUUAAUGCACCUGCCUCGUGGAAUUUGCCCGUGUUUCGGUCGUUCGCGGGUUCUGCUGGUGGUACUACGGACUGUGUGUCCUUAUGCCCCAGAUAUAUGCGGAGACAGCGGACAGCAUUUCAGUACGGAUUACCCUGAUUUUCGUUGCGAUCCUCAUCCUGAUGUCAAUGUUCACUUUGCUCAUCACCGUCAUGCAAGUGACAUCUCUCAUCAAGUGGCUCCCGCGGUCGGUCGACGACGCGCGCGGAACGCACACCAAGGAACUACACGCCACGACAGUUGCCGGCGCGGCGGUUGUCCCGCACGGUGGGUAUCGGCUCAGCGGAGAAUUGGCUGGUCUGGUAAAGGGCGAAAUAGCUGACGCGCACGCGGAAGUUCAAAGGAUUUCUCAGCGAGCGUCGCAGCGAUUCAGUCGGAUUUCGUCAUCGAUCCAAAUGACCCAGGUGCCGAAAAAGUCAGACAGGGCGAUUGGGAAAAAGGACGAUUGAUGAGGUCCAGCUUGAUGUUGAUGUUGAACAGAAACAGAAAGUCAAAGUGCACAGGAACAGGAACACAAUUUUCGCACAAAAUAACAUUGCCGCUCUCUCUAAUCCUCUUCCUCGUAGUAGUUGGAAGGGAUGUAAGUUACCAUUUGUAUAUUCACCUACCAAGAAGGUACUCAUAUUUCUGAAUAAUACUUCUGGUUCUGCCGUCGUGCACAACGAACUAUGAAUGUGAGAAUAAGUAU